Meleagris gallopavo (turkey) is the source of this 1509-nucleotide messenger RNA. NCBI's taxonomy places the organism in Eukaryota, Metazoa, Chordata, Aves, Galliformes, Phasianidae. The record is from RefSeq and is a predicted model, not a curated record.
CUCGUAAAUAUAUUGAUGCCUUUCUGGGGGAAAACAGAAAAGAAUGGUGUGGCUUUUUGGUGUCUUGUUUUUCCCUGUUCUCUUUUUUUAUUAUACUUCUCCCCCUCUCUCUUUCUGCACAGGGUGGGUAUUCUGCUCCCUCCUUCUCUCCCUGGCAGGGCUCAUUCCAGGGCAUCCCUCGGACUGUUCCACCGCACCGCAGACAGACCUCAAGUACUACAGCCUUCCAGCAGCCUUCCCAGUUCCACAGACCUCGUCCAGGGAAAACUAAUAAAAAUGCCACAUAUCGAGGCCCCCAGUGAAUAUUCUAAACAUGGUGUGCAUGAAAAUGGCAAUCAUCAGAAUCAAAAUGCUGCAAAUAUAUCUCUGAGAAAUAGCCUGAAUGAUGUAACCACUUCAGUGAACACACAAUUAAGCAUAAAAGAUGAGAAUACAUUGUAUUUGGAAAAUGUGAAAAAUAAAUAUACUGAAGAUCCUGGGGAGGUGGCUAGUGAUAAAAAAGGUAUGUUACUGUCUUGUUCUCGUCUUCAGACCUCUACCCGAAUUGAUGCUAGAGAGGUGUGGACUGAGGUAGCUGUGAAAGGUCAAUCCUCACUCAUAUACCAGGCUUCUCGGCCAAAGACUUCAAGAAUUGCAAAGCCCCCAACUGCUUUAGUGCCUCCUACAAUGGCCGUACUCGCAAGGUCUGCAAAUCAUUCCGCUGCUUCCAAGGAACCUGAGCUUCUACCGUCAAGUAGUUCGACUCAACUACAGCCAACGUCUGGUCCGGAUGACCUGAAGGGUAAACAGAGUCAGAAAGCAUCCAAACUUCGCCCACCAACUAUAUCCUUUGUUAAAUCUAAGCAAGUGAGCAGUCAGAAAUCCACGUCGGUGUCUCAAGAGCCUCAAAGCACCAGUUUGAAAACUAACAUCCCAAAGCCACAAGUACAGAGAAAGGAAAAUGUGCAAACGCAGAACACCGCUUUGCAUUCUGGGGACAGUUUGCCCUCUAAUCGGCAUUCCCGCCUCCCUAAGCCAAAGACACACUGAGGACAUACCUACGUCUCAUUGGGUGAUGUCAUAUGUUAAAUUGCUUCCUCCGUAUUGACGGCCAUUGAGGCUGUUUCAUCUGCAGCCUGAGUGAAUAGCAAAAAGAGCGUUUUCCUUUAGUGUUUGCAUAUUCUGUUUUUUGUUCUGAAGCUCACGUUACGAGCUGUGCAGCAGUUCUUGAGAGUGUUAAAUUAUAUUGUAAUUCUGUAUUAAUGAUUGUAUUGCACAGUGAUCUUAGUACUGAAGCCUGGUGGCCGUGAAUAUCAGAAUGCUGCACUAUGUAUUCCAGGAGGGCAGAAAUGAUAUCUUACCUCUGUUAACUUGAGUAAUUAGACAAUGAAAUUACUUUUCAGUUUAACUUCUUGGUUCUGAGGACUCGUUAGGUUAGAGUGGUAGAAAGUUAGAAUUAUUAGCAGAUGUUUUGUUGGCCAUAAUUCUGACUCUGCAUUUCAGAGGCCUAUGCAAAAAUCCUCGUAUUUA